GUACCGUCCGAUCAAUCCUCACGUUGGACUUGUUGGAAAACGUGUGUUUGCUGUAUGGUUUUCUGGCCCACCGAGAUAAUAACCUACUUAUUACUAAGUGUUGGAUCACUCUGAAUUAUUUAUUAAAAGAAGUUUAUAUGGAAUAAGUAAUCGAAAAGAAGGACAAGUUAACUUUGACCGUGGAAAAGGGUCUUGAAAACGCCCGAGGAGAGUCAUGAAAGAGAAAUCUGCAGGAAAGAGUGAUGCAAACGAGGCUGGCGAAGAUUCCACCAGUUACGUGGUGGGGCAAGUGUCCGGCUGCUUGUUCCCCAACAAGUCUGCUACUAGCUCGGAACCACUGUCUGCGUUGUUCUCAACCAGUUCCACAACCAACACUGUAGUGUUCGUCCCUGCGCCAAAGCCUGAACCCAAGCCUGCCAAAGCUGAAGAUGCUACUGCAAAAACGGUCCCUGUAAAGGUGCAAGAGAAGAAAAGUAAAAAGCCUAAAUCAGCAGCAGAAUCAAAACUUAACGACAGAGAAAGUGCCUUACAAAACGCAGACGAUCAGGACACCGUGCAAAAGGCCUCCAAGGCACCCAAGCGGAAAGCCCCAAAGGUGGAGGACGAAGAUGAGACAGGCAAUGACGGGAAGCCUGCUAAAAAAAAGACCUUUAAGGACUUUGCCGCCGAAAGAGUAAAGGACAAAAGGACGGUGUUUGUGGGCAACCUCCCUGUCAGUUGCACCAGAGAGGCACUACGUUCCAUUUUUAAAGAACAUGGGCCCAUCGAAUCAAUCCGGUUUCGCUCAGUGGCGAGGGAGGAUCCAUCCCUGUCUCGCAAAGUAGCUGCCAUUCAACGGAAAGUUCAUCCCAAAAAGCAAAAUGUCAAUGCCUACAUCGUCUUCAAAGAGACGGAGGGUGCAACGAAUGCGCUUAAAAGGAAUGGGAUGGAGAUUAUGAAAGACUUUCACAUCCGAGUGGACAAAGUCUCCAAACAACAUGAUCACAAGAGAUCUAUAUUUGUUGGCAAUUUACCAUAUGACGUGGCGGAGCUCUCCCUGAGGCAGCACUUUGAGGACUGUGGACCCGUGGAGGCCGUGAGGCUCAUAAGGGACCGAGAGACGGGAAUGGGGAAAGGCUUCGGCUACGUGCUGUUUGAGAGUCCAGAUUCGGUUCAGCUGGCUAUGAAGCUGGACGCCUCCACGCUGUGCGAGCGGAAGAUCCGUGUGAAAUGGUCAGUCAAAGACCAGGAUGAGAAAGGGGCCGCCUCAGAUGGUGGAAAGGGCCAAGGCAGAGGGAAGAAAGGACCCAUGAAGAAAGGGCUGAAGGGAGGCCCCCCGGGCAAGCCUGGAGUUGGUGGCGGUGGCGGCAAGAAGCCCUUCCAGAGAAACCCGCAGCAGAAGACGUCUCCCUCGACUUUCAAAGGAGAAAUGGCCGACCCCUUGGCCAAGAAGCAGAAAGGACAGAAAAAGAAAUCCAAGCUCAGGAAGAAAAAAGUGGACCUCCACUUAUGAGGUGGUCACAUUUGGUUCUGUUGGGUUUUUCUUUUUUUUGUUUGUUUUAUGAGUAAAGAUGGCAAAAAUAUUACUGCCAUUGUCACUGAUAACCAUUGGUUUUUGAGACAGUCAUUCAGCAGUAACUUUUUACCAGGUCACCAAAAUCAACAGUAAAACAGAGGGGUUUCAGCGCAAUCCUUUAUUUUUUGGUAAAAAUAAAAACAGGGCAACGUUCCUUAACAUGACCCAUCAAUAACAAGUCCUCCUACAGAGAAAACACUCAAAUGCCUUGCCGUGUUCAAACUAAUAACUUAAGUACAAACAGCUGGACAAAGGCCAGCAUAGUCUGUGUUCCUUUCACAGAUGUGUUCUUAUUUGUCAAUGACCGGUAUUUAGUAGUCAUCGUUGUCCUGGUAAUAAAAAAAGAUGAUGUAAA
Messenger RNA from Clupea harengus (Atlantic herring), 1910 nucleotides. Its product is annotated as RNA-binding protein 34. NCBI's taxonomy places the organism in Eukaryota, Metazoa, Chordata, Actinopteri, Clupeiformes, Clupeidae. The transcript is spliced from 11 exons. Bases 215 to 1492 code for a protein of 425 amino acids. The record is from RefSeq and is a predicted model, not a curated record.